Fulmarus glacialis (Northern fulmar) is the source of this 405-nucleotide messenger RNA. Its product is annotated as histone H1-like. NCBI's taxonomy places the organism in Eukaryota, Metazoa, Chordata, Aves, Procellariiformes, Procellariidae. The record is from RefSeq and is a predicted model, not a curated record.
AUGUCGGAAGCAACUGCUGCUGCUGCACAUGCCACUGCUGCUCCAGCCGCUGAGGCAUUCGCUAAGAAGCCAGAGAAGGGAACUGAAGUCUACGCAGUACAGAAGGACAACAGCUGCACAAGGCUGGGCCUCAGGAGCCUGGACAAAGGCAGCACAAGAGGACUUGGUACUUCUAGCUCCUUUAAACUCAACAACACUGCCCAGAAGCCCAGAUUAGCUGUGGCUGUGAAGGAAAUCCCACGGCAAGCCAAGAAACUGGCAGCCACCGUGGCCAAGAAAGCAGGCUAGAACUUAGAGAAUAUGAGCGCUGACAGACCAAAAAGCAAAGAUCCAGCUAAGGGCAAGACCGUGAAACCCAAGGCUACCAAACCCAAGGCAGAGAAAUCGAAAGUGGCCUCAGGCUGA